Molecule: messenger RNA, 1515 nt
Organism: Talaromyces atroroseus
Lineage: Eukaryota; Fungi; Ascomycota; Eurotiomycetes; Eurotiales; Trichocomaceae
Exons: 4
Coding region: 1-1515 (504 amino acids)
Biological process (GO): sphingosine biosynthetic process; ceramide biosynthetic process
Cellular component (GO): endoplasmic reticulum
Molecular function (GO): pyridoxal phosphate binding; serine C-palmitoyltransferase activity
Source: RefSeq, a predicted model, not a curated record
AUGGAUCUUCAUGAAGCACAAAAGGUCCUGACGGACUUCCUCCAAGAAUUGUCCGCGCUAUUUCACCGCGUUCCUGGUUCGGCAAUCUUCCUCCGCUACGUUAAGUCCAGCUACCAGAAUGAUCCAAUUCGCUCCGCUGUGGAAUUGUUCCUAUUUCUCUUUGCUGUUCGCUAUCUUCUUGCCCCCAAAUACUCCACAAAGCCGGGGAUCGUCAAACUUUCGGAAGAGGAGAUCGAUGAUUUGGUUGAUGAAUGGACUCCGGAGCCGCUCGUUGGUAGUCCCACGGCUUUGGAAGAAAUUGAGGUUGAGAAACGGACCGUUAUCGUAGGACCGACCGGGCCUAAAGUCAAGUUGUCGAAUGGACGAACCGUCGUGAAUUUGGCGUCUUAUAACUUUUUCAACUUUACAUCAAAUGAAUCGCUGAAAGAAAAGGCUAUCCAGACGCUUCGGACUUAUGGUGUUGGACCUUGUGGUCCCCCCGGCUUUUACGGUACUCAGGAUGUGCAUAUGAAAACUGAAGCAGAUGUCGCCGCGUUUCUGGGCACCGCGGCGUGUAUUAUCUAUUCCCAGGCGUUUUCUACGAUUUCAAGCGUCAUACCGGCCUUUUCGAAGCGCGGAGAUAUCAUCGUGGCCGACAAGGGUGUGAGCUUCGCUAUUCGCAAGGGAAUUCAGAUUUCUCGAAGCACAGUACGGUGGUAUGAACAUAAUGAUAUGGAGGAUCUUCAGCGUGUAUUGGAGAAGGUGACUCGGGAGCAAGCACGCAAGCCGUUAACUCGACGCUUCAUCAUUACUGAAGGUCUCUUUGAGUCCAUUGGCGAUGUUGUUGACCUUCCCAAAAUUGUUGAAUUGAAGUUCAAGUACAAGUUCCGUCUGAUCUUGGACGAGACCUGGUCUUUUGGUGUUCUCGGUCGGAACGGGCGAGGUGUCACAGAACACCAAAAUGUUGACGCGACUGAAAUUGAUAUGAUAGUUGGCUCCCUUGCCGGUCCAAUCAUUGCUGGAGGUGGUUUCUGUGCAGGAUCCGAAGAAAUUGUACAUCACCAGCGUAUAUCAGCAUCUGCGUACACAUUCUCUGCUGCUCUCCCUGCCUUGUUGUCGACCACCGCAAGUGAGACGAUCAAUUUGAUGCAGACCAACCCGGACCUUUUUACACAGCUCAGAUCUAAUAUUAAGACGAUGUGGGCACAGCUUGAUCCACGCAGUGACUGGAUGUACUGCACGAGUGUACCAGAAAACCCCAUAAUGAUUCUAGCCAUCAAGCCCAAUGUUGUUUCGUCACGAAAGUUAUCUAUCGAAGAUCAACAGUUUUUGUUGCAAGACAUAGUCGAUGAGACAUUGGCAAACGGUGUGCUUAUAACCCGCUUGAAGACUUUGCCUGACGCAGUCACGCCCAAACAGCAAGUGCUUCCAUCUCUCAAGGUGUGCCUGACAAUAGGCCUCACAAAGCGCGAAGUUGAAAAGGCAGGCACUAUCAUUCGGCAUGCGAUCACAAAAGUGCUAAGCAAGAAAAGAUAA